This is a messenger RNA of Acanthoscelides obtectus, 1372 nucleotides long. The record is from the annotation of a GenBank genome assembly. Lineage: Eukaryota; Metazoa; Arthropoda; Insecta; Coleoptera; Chrysomelidae.
AUGGUGCAAGUACCAAUAGCAGAUCCGCUUCGACCGUUAUCACUGAAUGGUCUUCAGUGCAUAUCACCUUACCAAUCAAAAACCACUGUAGCCCUGAGUACAGUAGGAGUGGGAGAGUCAAGGGGCCAACAGAUCAAUAGGAUAGUUUCGUUCACAGACGUGCUCAAACAAAAAAGGCCUGGUUAGCUGGAUUUUCGGACUCUAUUAAGGCAGACCAUUGAAAACCUUUAGACGAAGCAGCCUGUGCAUGCAGGCAUACUUGGUGGUGAGAUGGCGAAUGGUCUUGCAAGAACAGUCUGAUGAGAAAUCCUGGAGCUACAAACAAAUUAUCUAAAAACAGAAUUAAACCUAUAAUAGUAGAAGAAAACUCUUCCUAAUGUCAGUGCAUUAACGCAUCACCUGAAUGUUAUGGGUAUUAUGAUGGACUAAUUUGUGGGUGAUGAGGUGAUGAGGAGAUCACAUUUGAGGUUGCUUAAGCGUAGAGUAUCAUAAACAGACUGUAUUGGGGCUAGCAUGCUAAAGACAAAACUACGUGGCAUACUGUCAUAUUUGAUAAAUUCUUGUAUGAAUAAAGGAAUAUUCCCUUCAUGUUUAAAACACGCUAUGGUAAAACCAUUAUUUAAAUCUGGAGAAAGAGAAAAACCCAUCAACUAUCGACCAAUUUCCAUCUUAACAAAUUUUUCUAAAAUAUUCGAAAAAGUGUUAAAAAAACGAUUCACCGAAUUUGCAAAAAAAUAUAACUUAAUAGCGGAACAGCAAUAUGGUUUUCACGAAGGCAAAUCUGCUCAAGAUGCUAUUGUAAAAUUAACAAAUAUAAUAUACACGAAUCUCGAUAUUGGCAAACCAACUGCUUGUGUUUUUGUUGACUUGGCAAAGGCAUUCGACUCUAUUACUCAUGAACAACUUUAGAAAACUUAGGUUUCCGGGGAAUAACAUAUAAACUUAUAGAAAAUUAUUUGUCAAAUCGAACACAGUGCGUCAAAAUUAAUAACACAUUCAGUGAACCCCAUAUUAUAUCAUACGGUGUACCUCAAGGCUCAGUAUUAGGACCCAUUUUAUUUAAUCUAUUUAUCAACGAUUUAUUCAAAAUAAGUAGUACAGGUAAAGUUAUCGGUUUUGCGGAUGAUACAGCUAUUCUCUAUGAAAGCAACCAAUGGCAUACACUAAAAACCACAAUCGAACAUGAUUUCAAAACAUUUAUAAAUUUCUUUUCGGAAAGACAAUUAAUUACAACAAAACACACUAUAAAGCAUUUUCUUGUAACGACAGGCUCUCACCACAAUUUAAAAAACUUGAAGUUCAUACAAGCAGUGGUCUCAAAGAGAUUCAGUCAGCCGAUAAAAUAAAAUACUUAGGCGUGAUUUUGGACAAA